AUGACUAGUCAAGGAAAUAAAUGUCCUAUUUGUUUAAAGUUAUUCAAUGAUCCAAGAUGGAUGCCUUGUAAACAUAUGUAUUGUUUUAAAUGUAUACCAAAGUUACAUCGUCGUGAUCUUGAUACUAAAGAUCAGAUUGUAUUUGAAUGUCGUAUUUGUGCCAUGCGACAUGGAUUCAAUGAUUGGUCAACAUUGAAAUAUUAUGUUACAUUACAUUGUGUACCAUAUGUUACUGCCUUACGGUUUGAUAAAACAUCAUCGUCAUCAAUUAAAUCUUCCUGUUCUGUUUGUUUUAACGUGAUUAAUAGAGAUUUAAAUGUUGAUCAUCUUGAAUUUUGUAUUCAUUGUAAUAAAAAAAUAUGUCGUGAAUGUCUCAUUGAUCAUCGAAUGGAAUUAAAGAAGAAUAUUCUUCAUGUUAUUAAUGAAUAUCGUUUACUUGUGAGAAAGAAUCAACAACUUAUUCAAGGGACAAAGGAUAAACUUGAAAAUAUGAAAAUGCAUAUUGAUUUCUGUGCUUUCGAUUUCAUUGAUCAGAUUGACACAUAUUGUGAAUCAAUAUUUACUCAAAUAAAUGAACAAAAAUAUUAUGAAGAAACAAACUCAAGUUCCGGUUAUGAGUCACUAAAUGAACAGCCAUUUUCCGAUUUAGAUCAUGAUCUGAAUCAACAAUCAAUUUUACAUAAGAAUGUAAUAUUAACCGAACCAUCAGUCAUACCUAUUCAUUUACUUGGUGAACUCAUUUUACCUGACACAAAUUUAUUAACUUCAUUAGUAAAAUCAUCAACAUCCCGACUUCUUUGGUCAGUGACAUGUGUUUGUCAUCCAUCUCAUAUUGUAUUUGAAUCUGAAUCAUCAAAACUAUUUAUUUGCACUGAAUAUGGUUAUGUAUCUGUUUAUAGUUAUACGACAUUAAAUUUAUCACUCAUCGAUACAUUCUAUUUACAAUAUAAUGAAAAACCACAACCAGUUAUCAUUAAAUCACUUACAGUUUGUGUAUUUUCUCUCAUUGUUAUUUUCAAUUCAUCUGUAGAAUCUAUUCUUGAUUUUUAUUCACAUAAUGGUCUUCUUUUACAUUCUGUAACAUUAUUUAAUGAAUACAUUAGUCAAAUUCGUUUUGAUCAUAAUUAUUUAUGGUGUCUUGAAUUAAUUUCAUCAACAAUUUUCUAUUUUUUACUUCAAUCAAAUGAUAUUAUCAAUAAGAAUCUACCUGAAAAAACACAAUUUAUUUCAUUUAAACAACAAUCUUUUAAUCCAUAUCGAUUUGAUUCUAACCAAACAUUUGUUGCUGUUAUGGAUCGGGCAUCAACUGGAAUAAUUCUUCUAUUCGAUAGAUAUACUGCAUCUUAUUUAAAACAAAUCAAAACACCAUUAACAGAUUUACAACCGUACGAUAUUGAACUUACUAAUCAAAUGUUAAUAUAUCGUUUUCCUCAUAUUAUAUUAUUAACACAAUUAGACAAUGAACAAUCCAUCGAAUUUAUUAAAGCAAAUAGAAAUUUAAGUAUAACUAAAGGCAAAUCUGACACAGAAUUUCUUGUUACUAUAUUUACAUUAAUAAUGCCAUUAUUUACUCGUGAUUUUGUUUCAUGUCAUGUUAAACCUUCUGAAUCACAUUUAUACAAUGAUCCAGUUAUGCUAAUUUGUAGCCAUGCAUUUUGUCGUUCAUGCUGUUUAGAAUUAGCUAAAAUGAGCAAUAAUAAAUCAAUCAUGUGUCCCAUUUGUUCAACUCGAAUUCCAUUUGAUAAUCUUGAUCGAUUUGCUAAUAGUCUUAUAUCACAUGGCACAUUAGCAACUAUGGUUAAACAAUAUUUACGAGAAGAAAAGAGUCAUCAUAUUUGUGAUUCAUGUCAAAAAAAUUAUAUAAGUGAUGAUAAUGGAAAGUUAUGUAAAAAAUGUGAAAUAGAUAAUGGAAAUAUUAAAAGGAAAAUAAUAAAAACAAUAGAAAAUUGUGAAUAUUUAAUAGAAAAUCAGAAAUCAAUAUCAUUAGAAAAAAUUCAUGAACAAGCAAAUCAAUUACAUGAAAUAAUUGAUCAACAAACUAGAAGUUUUUUUACACAAAUUGAUAAAUACCAAGAAGAACUUGAAAAUCUACUAACAACACAACAAAAAGCAAAUGAUAUCAAUGCAUUAAAACAUCAACCUAUUGAUAUUAAUACAGUAUCUAGAUUAGUUGAACCUCGAUUAAAUACUUUGAGGAACAGUGAAAAUAUUCUUGAAAAUAUCAACGUUGAAAAAGAAAUCAAGCGUUUAACUGAUGUAGCUGAUCGACAACUACGAUUACUCAAACACAAAGCAGAUAUAGUACCGAUGCUUAGUUCUCCAACGGAAAAUUCCUUGGAUAAUAUAUUCGGUGAACUUCUUUACAAAUCGAUUGAAUCCGAAUCGAAAACAUCAAAUUCAUCAUCUGAUCAAUCAAUGAUAAAUACUUAUGGUGAUACAUCACUUCAAUCAAUUCCACCAAAAUUACCAAUGUGGACAGUAGUUAUUAAAGCACUUCCAGCUCAUCUUUGUGUUUAUCCACUUGGUAAAUCAACAUUAAUUUUUAGUUGUAGUACAAAUGGUAUUGUAUCAAUUUUAACAUAUAUUUCACCAGUUACAUAUGAUUCACCACGUUAUAUUCGAUCAAUUAGUCUUUUUCCUGAACAAACACAUAUUCUUGUACAAUCAUUUACUGUAUUUAAUCGUUUUAUGCUUUUGCAUGUUCAUCAAAAACAUGAUAAUGGUUCACUUUUUUUCUUUACUCAUGAUGGAAUACUUGAACAUGGACCUAUUCAAUUAUCAAAUCCUAUACAUCAAUAUCUUGCAGAUGAAAAUCGUCUAUGGGCUAUUGAUUCUAUGACACAAACAAUAUUUUUUCAUGCCCAACCGUUAUUUACACAUGAAAUAUCAUCAAUACUUUCAAAACGUGAUAGUUUUAUUUCAUUUGAUAAUGAAUCAAGUUUUAUUCCAUUCCGUCUUGCAUUAAAUCAUCAAUUAUUAGCUAUACUUUGUAAAGAUUUACAACAAGUAUAUAUUUAUAAUAAAAUAUCUCGUGAACGAAUAUUUACAAGUCAUUUCAGUGCUGGUACAAAUAUGAAUAUAGGGGGCAUUGCUUUAUUUCCACGUGAUAGUAGUUUAUUACUUAAAUUUGAUUGGUCAUUUGAUGGAAUUGUAAAACGUUCUUUAUUUAUACAUUUUAAUACAAAAAAUCAAUCUGUUGGACGAAUUGAAGGCAAAUACUGUUUAGGUGUAGUUAUUGGACCUAAUAAAGAAAUACUUAUUGGUUUUAAUCUUAGAACAGGUGUUAUAAGAUGUUAUAUGUAA
Rotaria sp. Silwood1 is the source of this 3303-nucleotide messenger RNA. The record is from the annotation of a GenBank genome assembly. NCBI's taxonomy places the organism in Eukaryota, Metazoa, Rotifera, Eurotatoria, Philodinida, Philodinidae.